AUGUAUGGCAAAAAAUGGAAAGGGAAGAGAGAGAAGGACAAGGACGAGGAGAAGGAGCUAGAGAAGGAGAAGGAGGAGGAGGAGAAAGUCGCAUUUGAGAAAGACACUGGUAGACAUUGCCAGAAGACAAAGUCAAGCAUCUCAAGCUUGAAGCCAGUUAACAGCCCUCAAGUUUCACAGAUAAAUUAG
Messenger RNA from Ilex paraguariensis (yerba mate), 189 nucleotides. Lineage: Eukaryota; Viridiplantae; Streptophyta; Magnoliopsida; Aquifoliales; Aquifoliaceae. The record is from the annotation of a GenBank genome assembly.